AUGGCUCAACUGAGCGAAAAUUCCUGGUACGUGUGGUACUUGCGUGAAGUCGAAGCCGGGCACCUCAAGUUGCCUGAGUUUGAUACCAAUGCGGGUGGUGAGGUUCAGAUUCAUUACGGUGAGGUCUACUGUCGCGUGGAUGAAUGCGGCAAGCGCAAG
Aspergillus aculeatus ATCC 16872 is the source of this 159-nucleotide messenger RNA. RefSeq lists its product as uncharacterized. The record is from RefSeq and is a predicted model, not a curated record. NCBI's taxonomy places the organism in Eukaryota, Fungi, Ascomycota, Eurotiomycetes, Eurotiales, Aspergillaceae. The transcript is spliced from 3 exons. The annotation marks the transcript as partial.